UGUAGAUGUUCUUCCUCCUCACUCGUGUCACGAGUGCCGCAGCAUUAAGAACACAUUUCGAUAGCCGCGAAAAUACGUCGUAAAGCAAACAUCCCAAUUCGGCUGGAAAUUAAUUUGUGACACUCGCUUUAAUUGAAAUCAAUUGAAACGUGAAUGUGCUCUUGCACCGUCUACUCUUCCAAUUAUUUGGUGGUCUGUCUCAUCUCGAAAGCAAAACGAAUCGAAUUAGGACGAACUACAACCACGGAUAAGGCAUACAAAAGCCAUUUCAACAGAAUUUUGUUUAUUUGUUUGCGGACGAUAAAAAUAAACGCGAGUACAAGUACGACAACACAACCAAUUAGAAUCGACCCCACCUCCCACAUCCACCCCCUGCAUCAAGCAUCAGCAGCAGGCAAAGUAAAAUUCUUCAUACGAUUUUCGUUUGCGAAGCGCUCAUCAGCAAAGUUUUUUUUUGUCUACUCUCGGUAAAAACAACGGCCUCGAUUUUUUUUAACGACGAAAUUGGGAGAAUUUUUAUCACUUAUCCAAAUAUUGGGGUUAUGUUUUUUGACGUCUUUGUUACCAUAGUCAAGUAAUCAAACCGAUUCCAUUUGGACUUUGGCUAGAUUUAGAGUAGACGCCCAGUCACAGAUUGAUAUGAACAAAAUGGGCAUCUCUACAGACCCCGCACUACUCGAUGUCGAACUGCCACACACUUUGAUUGAAUCGCCAUCGGUUUCAACAUUUAUGCCCGAGGAAGAGGCAUCCAUCUGUCCACUGUUGUCGUCAAACACAAACGGCUCCACAACACCAAUGACUUUCUCGCAUCCCCUCACGCCGUGCAUCGACAACGACAAUGACAGCAACACUUCGGCCAAUUUGUGUAAUGAGGACGGCAAGGUCGAAACAAGUUCAUCCUCUGGCAGUAGUUCUGGAAUUGGAAUGAGUGUGCCGGAUGCCACCUCCACCACGCUCUUUAAUAAACACUCUUACAAACAUUUGCAAAACAAUAACAGCUCAACCCAGGACGCCAAUGGACACGGACCCAAUGGAAAUCUUCAGCUUGGCAAAGACACGCCCUCGUUUGUCUCAUGGAAUUGGCCCCUUAUUAGAAAGUGCACCUUUUUCGUCUUCAUGUCCAGCCUCCUGGCAAUGUGUGCCGUGGUGGUGGCCAUGAUUGUUACCCUGCCCAGGGUGUGCAAUCCAAAGACAAUGUGGUAUCGGGGCAGUGUUUUUUACGAAAUUUUUCCGGCCAGUUUUCAAGAUUCAGAUAAUGAUGGCAUCGGCGAUCUACGUGGUGUUGUUAAACGUCUCGACUACAUAAAAUCUUUGGGUGUCUCAGCUGUUCGCUUGAAUUCGAUUUUUCCAACGUCUCAUUACCCGGAAGACUUUAACCACAUUGCCAGUCUAAUGGAAGUAUCGAAAGUUCUCGGCAAUUUGGGGGAGGUACAGCAGCUAAGCCAAUCUCUGCAUGCUCGCAAUAUGUCCCUUAUAUUGGAUCUACCCCUAUAUCCCUUCAUCAAAGAGUUAGGCAAGUCAGAAGGAGCAAGUUUGAUAAAAGUCUUAGCCAGUACAGCAUCCAAUACAUCAGAUACAGAGGAUACGACAACAACAACUGCCAGGCCCAUUAUCACCGUGAAUCUGAUCACCAUGGCCCUUCAACAUUGGAUCAAGUAUGGUGUUAAUGGUUUCUACAUAAAGGGCUUAGAGCACUUUCCAGAUUUGGAAGACAUUGAGUACCACUUGGCGGAAUGGAAAGACAUUCUGGGCAAUGAACGAGUCCUCAUCAUCAGCGAAGAAGUGCUUCAGAGGUUGAACAAGGCGCAGAAGAGUGCCGCAUUGCAACAUAUAGAUCUAGUUGAUGUCUACUUGAAUGUCUUCAAUGGCACAAUCUAUAUGGAGGAGCGUUUAAACGACCUCCUUAAUUCGGAUAUAGCCCCCAAAGAUCCAGGUGUUUGGAUUCACUGGUCACUUGGCAGUGUGGACAAACCAAGAAUGGCGCGUGAGGGCGUCAGUUCAAAUUUCAGUAUAACGGCUACGCUAAUGCAACUUAUGUUACCGGGUACUCCAAGUAUAUUCUAUGGCGAUGAAAUAGGUCUGCGUGCGGUAGAUGAUCAUUUGAAAGAGCAUAAUGAGACUAAGCAUUUGCACCACCUGUCUACCAUGCAAUGGCCUCUCAAUUUCACUCAACAAUUCACAACAAGAGAAACAUUGCCAUGGCUGCCAAAGUCCUCGGGAACAAGCUUCGAUGACUACACUCUGGUGUCUCGCAUGAUUGCGCUGCGCGACCGGUCACCUUCCAUAUACAAAAAUGCCAUUUGCAAAGGUGAUACGGUCCUUCCCAAUACGGCCAUCAGGCGUAGCGGGGACGAUAUCCUCAUUGUUGAAAGAAUUUAUCCCAGACGUAAUACUUUUGUCUCUGUGUCAAAUUUCGGGCAGAUUCGAGUGACUCUGGACAUGACAUCCAAAUUUUACAGCGGCAUUGUGAUGCUGCACGGGAAUAAUGAUAAGAUAUACUUUAGUGACUUCCAGAUUGGACCCACAGAGAGCAUUAUUGUGAGACUGGACAAGUAGGGCGAUAACCUGCUUUCAACUAUUUCCAUGCCACCGCACAUCCUGUACUUAAAUUUGUUAAAUUGGAUAUUUUGUUAAAUUUCUGUAAGUUGUAUAAAAAAUAAUAAACAUUAUACUUUAAUAGAAAAAAUCA
Messenger RNA from Stomoxys calcitrans (stable fly), 2689 nucleotides. RefSeq names its product neutral and basic amino acid transport protein rBAT. The transcript has 3 exons. Gene Ontology annotation, biological process: carbohydrate metabolic process. The record is from RefSeq and is a predicted model, not a curated record. The coding region runs from base 640 to 2556 and encodes 638 amino acids. NCBI's taxonomy places the organism in Eukaryota, Metazoa, Arthropoda, Insecta, Diptera, Muscidae.